CACAGCCGGGCUGGGCGGCGGGACAGCGGGUGCACGGCGGGACAGCGGCUGCAGCCAUGAGGGAGAUCGUGCACAUCCAGGCGGGACAGUGCGGAAACCAGAUCGGGACCAAGUUUUGGGAAGUGAUAAGUGAUGAGCAUGGCAUUGACCCAGCCGGAGGCUAUGUCGGUGACUCAGCGCUGCAGCUGGAAAGGAUCAAUGUCUACUACAAUGAAUCAUCUUCCCACAAGUUUGUACCAAGAGCAGUCUUGCUGGACUUGGAGCCGGGAACCAUGGAUAGUGUGCGCUCUGGUCUUUUUGGUCAGCUCUUCCGGCCCGAUAAUUUCAUCUUUGGACAAACUGGUGCAGGAAACAACUGGGCUAAAGGACACUACACAGAAGGGGCAGAGCUGGUUGACUCUGUUCUUGACGUAGUGAGAAAAGAGAGUGAGCACUGCGACUGCUUGCAAGGAUUCCAGCUCACUCACUCCCUGGGAGGAGGGACAGGGUCUGGCAUGGGAACCCUGCUCAUCAGCAAGAUCCGAGAGGAGUUUCCAGACAGGAUAAUGAAUACCUUCAGUGUCAUGCCUUCUCCUAAGGUUUCUGACACCGUGGUGGAGCCGUACAACGCCACGCUUUCGGUCCACCAGCUGGUGGAGAACACGGAUGAAACCUACUGCAUCGACAACGAAGCUCUUUAUGACAUUUGCUUCCGUACCCUGAAGCUCACCACCCCCACCUACGGAGAUUUAAACCACCUGGUCUCUGCCACCAUGAGCGGGGUGACCACAUCCCUGCGUUUUCCGGGCCAGCUCAAUGCCGACCUCCGGAAGCUGGCAGUGAACAUGGUCCCCUUCCCGCGCCUUCACUUUUUCAUGCCGGGCUUUGCCCCUUUGACGGCGCGGGGCAGCCAGCAAUACCGGGCACUCACGGUGCCAGAGCUGACCCAGCAGAUGUUCGAUGCCAAAAACAUGAUGGCAGCCUGCGACCCGAGGCACGGCCGGUACCUGACGGUGGCCACCGUCUUCCGCGGCCCCAUGUCCAUGAAGGAGGUGGAUGAGCAGAUGUUGGCCAUCCAGAACAAGAACAGCAGCUACUUCGUGGAGUGGAUCCCCAACAAUGUCAAGGUGGCGGUGUGUGACAUCCCUCCCCGUGGCCUCAAGAUGGCCUCCACCUUCAUUGGCAACAGCACUGCUAUCCAGGAGCUCUUCAAAAGGAUCUCGGAGCAGUUUUCCGCCAUGUUCCGGAGGAAGGCCUUCCUCCACUGGUUCACGGGAGAGGGGAUGGAUGAAAUGGAAUUUACGGAAGCAGAAAGCAACAUGAAUGACCUGGUUUCAGAAUAUCAGCAAUACCAAGAAGCAACAGCAAAUGAUGGAGAGGAAGCGUUUGAAGAUGAUGAAGAAGAGAUCAAUGAAUAAAAACAUUAGGUGCAAGAUUUUUUCCAGGCCAAGUUCUCAAAUCUGGAUUUCUGAUAAUUAGGCUUGUAAAUCCAUACUUACAUUUAAAAAGCAAUAAAAAAGAGAGAAUGAAUUUCAAGUGUUAGAAGGGCUCUUCAGAGUCUGUCUGGAUCACUGAGGACACUCAGCAUUGCUGGAAAUUGGGCCAUUUCUAUUCAUGAGACAAAUGUAAGGCAUUCAGUUAAGACUUUGGCCUAAGAGUCUGAAUGUGGAGAUUGCUGGUUUGGGAUCUUUUUUCUUUAGGGCUGUCAUCCCUAAAGCUGCAGAAGAGAAGAUGUAAAAUAGGCAUGAAAAUCUACAAAUUAGAGCUGCACUAUUGUCAUCCAGUUAUGAGUAAGAAAAUCUUGUGAGCUUGAAGUAUUCUGUACCAAAUGUACAAUGCUAAACUGCCAGAAACAAAAUUUAUUCAUAAUAAAAGAAAAAGUUUUUAGAUAUUCUGUGCAGUAACUGUUAACAGUGAUAUUUGAUUCCAGUCCUCUAAAAAUAAAAUAAAAAUUAAUAGUACCCUCUCAA
Messenger RNA from Melospiza melodia melodia, 1949 nucleotides. RefSeq names its product tubulin beta 6 class V (gene TUBB6). The transcript has 4 exons. The coding region runs from base 57 to 1397 and encodes 446 amino acids. Lineage: Eukaryota; Metazoa; Chordata; Aves; Passeriformes; Passerellidae. Gene Ontology annotation, biological process: mitotic cell cycle; microtubule cytoskeleton organization. Gene Ontology annotation, cellular component: cytoplasm; microtubule. Gene Ontology annotation, molecular function: GTPase activity; GTP binding; structural constituent of cytoskeleton. The record is from RefSeq and is a predicted model, not a curated record.